This is a messenger RNA of Ectocarpus siliculosus, 681 nucleotides long. The record is from the annotation of a GenBank genome assembly. NCBI's taxonomy places the organism in Eukaryota, Phaeophyceae, Ectocarpales, Ectocarpaceae.
AUGAACGUCAUCCGGGCGUCGAGGCGACAGAACCGGGAACUGGAAGAGGCGGAGGCGGCUGCGGCAGCGGCUGCGAAGGAUUCAAAGGGGGAUGUCUACCAGAACCCCAUGCAGAGGGCAAGAGUCGCUUCUUCCUCGGACCAUUCGGACGGCACUGCCUACAGCAGCGGAAGCGUCAGCAGCCGCUUCUCGUCGACGCAGGCGUCAAGGGCGGCGGCGGCGGCGGCGGCAUCCAAGGCCACCGUCGGCCGCGGUAGGUCAAGCGGCCGCAUCAGCAGCAAGGGCCUCACUGGCACCCUUACCAGGGAAGGCUUCUCCAGCAGCAACAAUGACGACGACGACGAGGAGGAGGAAAUCGGUGGUAUUUUCGACACGAUGGAGAUGGGGCGGAGCAGAGCGGUCGGGGAGGGCUCGAAGGGGGGCGGCGGGCGUGGCGAGAAGAGCAGGAGAAAAGGCGGCGGCGGCGGCGGUAGUGGCCGCAAGGGCCGCAUGAUGAGCCGGACCUUCAGCGGAAGAGGCAACAGGAGCGGGGCGGAGGAGGCCCCUCAAGCGACGGCGGCAGAAGGGGAUCCGCAGGAGUCAGACCUCUCCCGAACCCUACGUCCCGCGGUCCUAAGAGCCGGCAGACCGAUUCCGCGGAACCCCAGCAACGCGGGAAUCGAGCGGGGCUCCGCCCGCUAG